AUGGGACCAGGGUUUGCCCAGCACGUUGCGGGCCUAAAAGGGACCGAAACGAAGACUUUGGCCGAUCUCGUGGAGUUCAAUCAGAAAUUCCCUGAACGCUCGUACUCAGAGGAACCCCCCGCUCAAAAAUACCUUGAAUCGGCUCUUGAUCAGAAAAUGACCCUGGAAGAGUACCAGGAUGCAUUAUUGGAGGCUAGAAAAAUCGCCAUCGAAGAAGGUAUUAUUGAAACUCUAGUUUCGUAUAAUUUGGAUGCCCUUGUUCUUCCUGCUUGGACGGAAAUGGGCAUCUAUGCCGCAUGGGCUCAAGCCCCAACUGCCACCGUACCUCUUGGGAAGUACAGAGAUGGUAAACCUUACGGUCUAGGGUUUGUGGCUCGUCGUUUUGAUGACGGCAAGCCACUACAAAUUAUGAAUUUAUACGAGAAAACCUUUGCCCCUCGGGCAGUUCCCGAAAAAAAUGCGAUGGAAACGAUGGGAAAGGUGCCUACCUCGCGAUUAUCUCGGAGUAUUCUGAUCCGCGGAUCCACGAGCAAUAGAUUAUCUCAGGUUCUAGGGGCCUUUUCCCCCAUAAGAAUCUUUGCCACCUGGCUCAGCAUGUGA
This is a messenger RNA of Penicillium crustosum, 600 nucleotides long. RefSeq lists its product as uncharacterized. The record is from RefSeq and is a predicted model, not a curated record. Bases 1 to 600 code for a protein of 199 amino acids. The transcript has 3 exons. NCBI's taxonomy places the organism in Eukaryota, Fungi, Ascomycota, Eurotiomycetes, Eurotiales, Aspergillaceae.